UCUCGGAUGCUCCAAAGGCGGGCUGGGUGGGGGCCUCCCCUCCCCCAACUACCACCAUCACUAGCGGCCACCUCCUGCACUCACACUCCAACGGCUCUGGAGACCCGGUUUCCCUUUCUCAGGCACGGCUCAGCCGCCCGCCGUAGCCUGGGAGUGGCCUGAGCGUGGGUCGGGGGAGUCCUGCAGGGACAUCUUUACACUGUUCCCAUCCGGGAGCAGGGCAACAUCUACAAGCCCAACAACAAGGCCAUGGCAGACGAAGUGAUCGAGAAGCAAGUGUAUGACGCGCAUACCAAAGAGAUCGACCUGGUCAACCGCGACCCUAAGCAUCUAAACGACGACGUGGUCAAGAUUGACUUUGAAGAUGUGAUUGCAGAACCAGAAGGGACACACAGUUUUGACGGCAUCUGGAAAGCCAGCUUUACCACCUUCACUGUGACGAAAUACUGGUUUUACCGCUUGCUCUCCACCCUCUUUGGCAUCCCAAUGGCACUCAUCUGGGGCAUUUACUUUGCCAUUCUCUCUUUCCUGCACAUCUGGGCAGUUGUACCGUGCAUUAAGAGCUUCCUAAUUGAGAUUCAGUGCAUCAGCCGUGUCUAUUCCAUCUACGUCCACACCUUCUGUGACCCACUCUUUGAAGCCAUUGGCAAAAUAUUCAGCAAUAUCCGCAUCAACAUGCAGAAAGAGAUAUAAAUGACAUUUCCAGGAUAGGAGUAUUCCUUUUAAUUUUCUUGGUGCCAAUUCCGAGUUUCAAGUUGCUAGUACAGCAACAGUUC
Messenger RNA from Fukomys damarensis (Damara mole-rat), 776 nucleotides. It is a transcript of the gene Cav1, whose product is annotated as caveolin 1. Bases 250 to 693 code for a protein of 147 amino acids. Lineage: Eukaryota; Metazoa; Chordata; Mammalia; Rodentia; Bathyergidae. Gene Ontology annotation, cellular component: perinuclear region of cytoplasm; caveola; cytoplasmic vesicle. The record is from RefSeq and is a predicted model, not a curated record. Gene Ontology annotation, molecular function: transmembrane transporter binding; molecular adaptor activity; protein kinase binding. The transcript has 3 exons. Gene Ontology annotation, biological process: negative regulation of endothelial cell proliferation; negative regulation of protein tyrosine kinase activity; caveola assembly.